GAAAGUCGCUAGUCGCGAUCGUGUCGUCAAGUAUCGCGGGCCGAUCUUCGGAUACAAUCGGACAUUGUCAGGGAGAAAAUGAUGAAGAGUGAAAAAUAUAUCGGUGACGAAUACGAUGAUUUCAUCAAGCCCGUCAGAAUGGCUUCUAAAUUAAUUUCCAUUUGGCCAUUAGAAAAGAAUCAUACUGCCAACGCAUUAUUUCUCAACAAUUGCUACUUGAUUUGGUUACUUUUUGUGGUGUCCGCGAAUCACCGGAAUUUGAGACUAUAUUCGACGUGCGUCACUGUGACGGCCGAUGCGAUUUAUCACGCUGACGAUUUGGACGAAUUAACGGAAUGCGCUCUGCUUUGUUCCGCUUUUUAUCUUUCCGUGAUACGUCUCAUCAUCUAUUCGCUUCAUCGAAAGGACAUGUUAUACGUGGUUGAGAUCAUGAGAAAAGAUUGGGUUACAUCGUCUUAUGAGGACAGGAUUGUCCUGAAGAAGAAAUGCGUAUAUGCGUUCCGACUAACGAAAUACUUCACAAUUAUGGUAGCUGCAAACGUAAUUAUGUUUUCGUGUGUGCCGAUAUUAGAGACUUAUCUUCUGGAUGCGAAGGAGAAGGUUCUGCCGUUUCGUGGCUACUUCUUCAUUAACCAGACAGUCUCGCCCGUCUACCAAUGUCUCUAUGUCUUCAACGUAAUGGCCGGUAGCUAUGGAGCUACCACAAUAAGCAGCGUAACCGGUUUCAAUCUGAUCGCGAUAACGCACGGAUCGGCGAAAUUCGCGGUGUUGCGAAGGAAGCUCGAGUUGAUGAGCAGCGACGACCCCGACGUCAAGAAAGUUGUGGUGGAUUGCGUCAAGUGUCAUCAAGACGCUAUCACCUUCGCAGACACACUGGAAAGACUCAUAAAUGUCCUGGUACUAGGACAGUUUGUCAUCAGCACCGGUCUGCUGUGCUUCGCGGGAUUUCAACUCACCUCGAUGUUGAAGAACAAAGGACGCUUGAUGAAAUACUCGGUUUUCUUGAACGCCGCGAUCCUUGAGAUUUUCAUGUUCAGCUUUAGCGGAAAUGACUUAAUGACUGAGAGUGACGCCGUGGGCGAGUCGGCUUACAGUAGCGGUUGGAUCGGCGGCACUUUUGGCCGAAGUCUGCAGAUCAUGAUGUUACGGUCGAUGGUUCCUUCCAGGAUCACUGCCGCCAAAUUCUACAGCAUGUCCCUCCAAAGCUUCACCCAAGUGCUCAGUACAUCCUUCUCGUACAUGAUGGUUUUGAUGGCUACGAGCGACGAAUAGGGAUCAGCGCGGCAUUGGCAAUCCAGCGCGGGCUCCGUCUCACAGAGAAUACGCCAGUCGAAGCCUGUCAGCCCGAAAAUACACGCGAGGAUCAAAGGGGGCCCACGUGAAAGUCGCGGCGCGCUCUCAAGAUCCGCAUAAAAGGCGGAUGAAGAAGCCGCGGGGCUGCGGCGGGAUGAGGGCCGUAUGGCGAUACGCGAGGUGAAAUACACCCCGUAACGGCCUCCGAGAACUCCUUCUGUCUCUCCCCCUCUUUCUCUCUC
Harpegnathos saltator (Jerdon's jumping ant) is the source of this 1535-nucleotide messenger RNA. RefSeq names its product odorant receptor 13a. Gene Ontology annotation, biological process: sensory perception of smell; detection of chemical stimulus involved in sensory perception of smell. Gene Ontology annotation, cellular component: plasma membrane. The record is from RefSeq and is a predicted model, not a curated record. The transcript is spliced from 8 exons. Gene Ontology annotation, molecular function: olfactory receptor activity; odorant binding. Lineage: Eukaryota; Metazoa; Arthropoda; Insecta; Hymenoptera; Formicidae. The coding region runs from base 79 to 1272 and encodes 397 amino acids.